AUGUGUACCACUGGUUGAGAAACACCGUUAUAUGGGACUGAGAUGAACUAGAAUGCCUGUUUUGUAUGGCAGUGUUUUUUGUCUUGUUACCUUACUCCUUUUGUUGUGGGACUGGAAAAGCUGCCAGGGAAACUUGCAGAAGCAGAUCCCAGAGGGAGCUUGGUAAGGUUAAGUGCUGGAAUUUACAAACCGAGUGGGCGGGAUCUCUGACUCCUGGCCUGGGAGGAGCAAGUAGGCAGGCCAGCUGGUUGGUGCUGGAAUGCUCCUAACACAUGCAAUUCAAUCUUGGAAUGGGGGAAGGAAGGCUUCUGCCAACCAACCAACUGACUUCUGUGGGAGGAGCUGCAAGGAGACAGGGAGGAGGAGUCUAAGAGUAAUAAAUAAGGAGCAUCUGUUUGCAGUUGCCGCACAGCCUCCUGCACUUCACCAGUAGAGAUGCAGUCCCAUGAAGAAAUGGCAUGUCUUUUAGCCAACGUCACCAUGUUCAGCAAGAAGAAGAAACGCAUUGAGAUCUCUGCCCCCUCCAACUUUGAGCACCGAGUCCACACUGGAUACGACCAACAAGAGCAGAAGUUCACUGGGCUGCCAAGGCAAUGGCAGGGCAUCAUCGAGGAGUCGGCCAAGCGGCCCAAGCCACUGGUGGAUCCCGUGUGCAUCACGGCUAUUCAGCAUGGCUCGCAGAAGGCAGAGCCCAGGUCUGUGAGGCCCCAGGAGCUGGCGUCCAACGGACCAGUGAGUGAGAGCGGUAGCUCCUCCAGGGCUCAGCAGCCAGGCCAGCCACGAUCCAAGAACUCGGAGCCGCCCCAUCCAGGACUCUCCCCGCAUGCGUCAGACCCCCACUUACCUCGCCCCUCCCAGCCAUCUUAUGUCCAGCAGCCCCAGCCGCCACCCCUGCCUCCGCCCACAGCCUCCCAGCAGCCUCGCUCCCCACAGCGUGAGCCCCAGCGGGUCUCCCACGAACAGUUCCGAGCCGCCCUGCAGAUGGUAGUUGACCCAGGUGACCCCAGGACCUACUUGGACAACUUCAUUAAAAUCGGCGAAGGCUCCACGGGCAUCGUCUGCAUCGCCACGGUCAAGAGCACCGGCAAGCUGGUGGCAGUGAAGAAAAUGGACCUGCGGAAGCAGCAGAGGCGUGAGCUGCUGUUUAAUGAGGUGGUGAUCAUGAGGGACUACCAGCAUGAGAAUGUGGUGGAGAUGUACAACAGCUACCUGGUGGGGGACGAGCUGUGGGUGGUGAUGGAGUUCCUGGAAGGGGGAGCUCUCACGGACAUCGUCACGCACACCAGGAUGAAUGAAGAGCAGAUCGCGGCUGUGUGCCUGGCCGUGCUGAAAGCCCUGUCUGUCCUCCAUGCCCAGGGCGUCAUCCACCGGGACAUCAAGAGUGACUCCAUCCUGCUCACUCACGACGGCAAGGUGAGUGCCGUGGGAACGGGGCAGCUGGGGUAUCUCCUAUGGGGCCAGCAACACCUAGGGGUGCCUGUUUGCGCACAAGUGAACAAAGAGGUUCCGCGGCGGAAGUCGCUGGUGGGCACCCCCUACUGGAUGGCACCAGAGCUCAUCUCCCGACUACCGUAUGGGCCAGAGGUGGACAUCUGGUCCCUCGGCGUGAUGGUGAUAGAAAUGGUGGAUGGAGAGCCCCCUUAUUUUAACGAGCCCCCUCUAAAGGCAAUGAAGAUGAUCAGGGACAACCUGCCCCCCAGACUGAAAAAUGCACACAAGGUUUCGCCUUCCCUCAAAGGGUUCCUGGACCGCUUGCUGGUGAGAGACCCCGCCCAGCGAGCCUCUGCCAACGAACUCCUGAAACACCCCUUCCUGACCAAGGCCGGGCCUCCGUCCAGCAUCGUGCCGCUCAUGAGGCAGAACCGGAUGAGAUGAGGCAGCUGCACCAAAGAGCCGUGGCCAUGUCAUUGCCUCGUUCCCCGGGUGCUCCCGCCACUCCCUUCAGCCGCUGUGGCGGGGCCUGGCUCCGGGCAGCCCAGCCAGCAGCAGGACAGCCUGGCGCUCGGUCCCCAGAGCCCUGCGAGUUCCCGGCGUGCCCCGUUCUCUGCAGGGCCAUUAACUGGAUUGACAACGGUGCCACUACUGUCGUGACUGCAGCAGGGACUCGCCUGCCCUCGCCCCGUCCUGCUGAGUGGGGCGGGGGGGUUUUAAUGACUUGACAAUGUCUGAUCCAAAGGGUAGUUUCUAUACACGCAGGCCAGGCAGGGAGCACCAGAGGCUGAACCACACUGGAACUUUUCAGCUGCCUCUAGACAGCUGUGCCCGUCCCCUUUAUGGCUGCAGGCCCUGUCGUCCCGGGUCAGGCUAGGCAGGAGCCCCGCGGGCUUUGGCUUUGGCGCUGGGGGAGCCGAGCAUGCCCAGCAGCCGGCCGUGGCUGGGCUGUGGACAGCCCGGCUCUCCCCCGAGAGCAGGGUGGAGGGGCUGCCGUUGCGCCGUCCCUCACAGGAGAGGCCAGGCUGCUUUUGCAGGUCCCAAGGAUGCUGCCCAGCAGGUUCUCUCUCUCUCUCGUCACACGGAUCUGGUGAGCAGUGAGCUGGCUCUGGCCUCUGCUGCUCGGGGUCCUUGCAACCUGGCUGAGCCCGCUGCAGCCCCCUCCACUUAGGUAUCCCAGCAAGCACUGCCCCUGCCUAACCCACCUGGGCCAGGGAGUCCCCAGGGCCCAGCCCCUUGCCCUCCCUAGCGCUCAGCCACGAAGGCUCAGCUGCUGUGCUGGGACUGGCAUAGCGGGAAGGGAACUGCGGCCUGUGCUUACAGCGCUGGCAGGCUGGGGCCACAAGGGCUAGCUGGGGGGAAGGGGCACUGGGCUGUGAUAGCCGCCAGCACUGUGGAAAGGUGGCGGAUUCCCUCCCCUGAGCUAGGGGCCGGGUGCCCUGUCUUGCAGCGAGGCCCCUGCGGCAGUUCACUGGAAGCUGUUGCGUUUACUUCCCGUUCCGUCAGGGCCACGGGGGCUGCGUGGGGAGGGGUCCACCUAUGGACUGUGCACAGACACUGAGCCAAGCUGCAGGGGGUCCCUGGCCCACGGGGCCGUGCAAACCACUCGGCAUGGUGCUUGGGCUGGGGGCUCACGCGGUUCUGGAACUGCAGUUCCCCCAGCUGCCUUACUGCCAUUUCCUCCUCUGAGCGCGUCCAAGCGCGGGACCCAGAGGGGAGGGGCUCCCAAGCACACGGGGAUUGUUGGUUUAUUUUACCUGGUUUUCCUGGCCACGGGAGGAGCAGACCUGAGCUAGGGCCAUGUCCCUGGAGCCCAGCUGGUGUAGGGUGACAGGAGCUCUUCCCCUUGGCCCUUCGCCCUUGGCCCUUCGCCCAUAGACUGGCUCAUUAGAAACUGGACGUUACUCCUGUAAAGUGCCCACAGCAGGAAGGGCCUGCCCC
Molecule: messenger RNA, 3372 nt
Organism: Pelodiscus sinensis (Chinese soft-shelled turtle)
Lineage: Eukaryota; Metazoa; Chordata; Testudines; Trionychidae
Source: RefSeq, a predicted model, not a curated record